Triplophysa rosa is the source of this 1410-nucleotide messenger RNA. RefSeq names its product NADH dehydrogenase [ubiquinone] iron-sulfur protein 2, mitochondrial-like. The record is from RefSeq and is a predicted model, not a curated record. Gene Ontology annotation, molecular function: NADH dehydrogenase (ubiquinone) activity; NAD binding; quinone binding. Gene Ontology annotation, biological process: mitochondrial electron transport, NADH to ubiquinone. The transcript is spliced from 5 exons. Lineage: Eukaryota; Metazoa; Chordata; Actinopteri; Cypriniformes; Nemacheilidae. Bases 887 to 1270 code for a protein of 127 amino acids.
AUGAAAUCAUUGAUGAGCGCACAUAAAGACAGAAACGUGUGCAUUAAACAUGAGAACUGUUGCGGAGACUCUGUACUAACAUAAACAACAUACUGUAUAACCAGGGCGAAUGAAACGAGUGGAUAAAAUUAUUGAUCAGCGCACAUACGUGGAUCGCUAUGGUAAACACGGGAAGCGUAACGAGACUGAGUAACACUGAGACUGACUGAGACUGGCCAUCUUUUCUAACGUAAACACGAUUUAACUGCCACAAACGAGUCAAGUCUGUGAGAGGAGGCGGGGCUCUGUUGUUAUGCGUUCACGUGCAGUGUGUGUUAACUCACUGUCGGAAAAGAGAAAGAGAGCGGGAACGCGCAGCUGAUUUCGAUACGUGGGACAUGGGUAUUGGAACCGUUUCAGAUUCUUCAGUAUCGAUACUUAUCGAAAUAUCGAUAUUUUUGACAACACUAAUGUGUAUGUGUAUGUAUGUGUAUAUAUAUGUAUGUAUAUAUAUGUAUGUAUAUAUGUAUGUAUGUAUGUAUAUGUACAGUUGGCUCAAAAGUUUACACACCCCUUGCAGAAUCUGGAAAAAGCUGAAACUUUUGGAAAAAGAGGAUUUUUGAAAAUUAAGGUUUAUUUUUAAUUUAGUCCUGCCCUGAGCAAGUUAUUUCACUAAAGAAAUGUUAACAUAUAGUUCACACUAAAGAAUAAUAACAGAAUUUCUAAAAAUUGCCCAGGGCAAAAGUUUACACGCCCCUGAUUCUUAAUACUGUAUGAUGUUACCUAAACACUCAAUGACAGUUUAGAAUGAUAAAUUAGAAUGAUCGAUGUACUAACACAGCCUUUUUGCCAAAAUUAUUAUUACAAAUAUUAACUCUGCUUUAGAUAUCUGUGCCGUAUCGAGGAAAUGAGACAGUCUCUGUGGAUCAUGCAUCAAUGUCUGAACAAAAUGCCCACUGGAGAGAUCAAGGUAGAUGAUGCUAAAGUUGCCCCACCUAAGAGAUCUGAGAUGAAGAUGUCAAUGGAAUCUCUCAUUCAUCACUUUAAGCUGUACACAGAGGGCUAUCAGGUUCCUCCAGGAGCCACAUAUACCGCUGUUGAGGCACCAAAGGGUGAGUUUGGUGUGUAUCUGGUAUCUGAUGGUUCCAGCAGACCUUACCGUUGCAAGAUCAAGGCACCUGGCUUUGCUCAUUUGGCUGGUUUAGAUCAAAUGUCUAAAGGACACAUGCUUGCUGACGUGGUGGCAAUCAUCGGCACUCAGGAUAUCGUGUUUGGUGAGGUGGACCGUUGAGGGAACUCCACUGGCUGCUCUGAGUUUCCGAUUGUGAUUCUGUCUUUCUGAUACAUGCUAGUGAUGUUACCACAGACAACAUUUCUUCUAUUUCUCAUUGUGUAAAUGCUUACUAAACCUAAUAAAUAUUUUAAAACCUC